Belonocnema kinseyi is the source of this 5926-nucleotide messenger RNA. RefSeq names its product protein BTG3-like. Gene Ontology annotation, biological process: negative regulation of mitotic cell cycle; negative regulation of cell population proliferation. The transcript has 3 exons. Gene Ontology annotation, cellular component: cytoplasm; nucleus. The record is from RefSeq and is a predicted model, not a curated record. NCBI's taxonomy places the organism in Eukaryota, Metazoa, Arthropoda, Insecta, Hymenoptera, Cynipidae. Bases 387 to 1190 code for a protein of 267 amino acids.
UCACGGGACGUAACACGUGUUAGGUUUAGUAUCCUGUAUGGGUGUACAUUUUAUUUUACAAAAACAGAGUCCAAGUUAUUUUAACUCUCCAGAUAACGCUUCGUCAUUAAAAAUUGUAACGACGCAUCGAACGCAAAGCGCAGAUACGACUGCCUUGAGACAUUGACUCAGAAACGACGUAAUCCCGAUUUAAAAAAAAUCCUAUUUUUAAAAUCACCCUUUAGAAAAUUUAAAUUGUUUUGAGGCUGCAAAGUUGCAUAAGGGCUCUAUGUGCUCCAAAUUGGCAAUCUUUAGCGAUAUCCUAGUUGUGAGAAACUUCGUCUCUAAUUACUCGGAAAAGAGUAAAUUUCAAAAUUGCAAAAAUAGGCGAGGGUGUGAAGAACAGCAUGCGCAACGAGAUCACAGCCGCAGUUCUGUUUUUAGUGCAGCUGAUAGAAAAAAGCGAAAAAUGUAGUCCCGAUCAGUUGGAAUGCUUCAGGCGACACCUGGUUGAAUUAUUGACGGCACGCUUUAAAAAUCACUGGUUUCCGGACAAGCCCUUCAAAGGCCAAGGAUAUCGCUGUAUACGUGUAAAUGGUAACAAUCGUCGAGAUGAAAGUUUAGUGAGUGCCGCGACUGCUGCCGGGGUCAAGUACGAGGAUCUCACUUUACCGAUGGAGCUGACACUUUGGGUUGAUCCCAAGGAAGUCUGCUGUCGUUUUGGCGAGAGAAAGGGCUCCUUCUGCACGCUCGCUUCCUUCGACGAGAAAGAAAACACCAUUCCGAUUCUCAAAAAGAGUAUUAAAAUCGAGGUGAAGGAGGUCAAAGAGAGCGAGUCCCCUCCCAGCGUUGUUCAGAAGCGCCCAGCGACUCCAACUUUAGAACAGCAACCGAAAUCCAAGCCCCUAAGUACAACAAACCAAAAUCAACAGCACUCGAAUGGCGGCGGCACAGGUAGGAAACGCAAUGUAAACAGCCCAAGGCUACACUUAAAUAGAAAUCGUUCAUGGUUUAAUCACGCCUUCAAUAUGGGCUAUGGUCCUCAUCCAAUGAGUCAACCAUGGUACAAUAUUAUGCCUCCACAUUUUCUGGGCGGCCCAUCGCCACCGCCGUUUAUGGGCCACCGGGGAAAUAAGUGGGUUCCCCCCUCCUAUCCCACAGGACCUGCCCGAUUCCAUCAUUGGUCGCCGAAAGCCACCCUCAAAGUCUAAAUCAAAUCUACUCCUCUAUCAUCGACCCUUUACCGAAAUCUGUUCCUAAUCAAAAUCAAACUUUGCUCCUUUGGCAAAACUCAACAUUCUAGCUGAAAAUUAAAAAUAUUUCCUCUCUUUCUCUCAAAUGUUAAUUCAAUUGCUACAUCACUGUCGUCAAAGGAGCGAAGAAACGUUGUAUUUGACGAAUCCGAUUCAAUCCACUAGAUUCUCUAGAAUGAUUCUUCUAUUUAGCAAGUCGACCGACUUUAAAAUUUUUUUUUUUAAAUGAGCAACAAACUCUCAAAGAGUGAAAUGAAACUAUUUUUUCUGCCAAGGACCUGUACAACGCGAAACUGAAAAUUAGGUCCAGAUUUCUCUACUUUUAUAUAAUAAAGCAGUAACGAUUAAUGAUCAAUUAACUGCGGAAGCAGCCAUAUUCGAAUGUAACUAAAUCCUAAUAAUGAAUUACUAUGUAUUAUUGUAUGUUACAUAUAAAUAGUGUUGCAUGAAAUACAAAUUUAUUCAACUCCGAAUGCAAAGUUGCUUAUCAGCAAUGCAUUAGUGAUGUAGAGUUUAUUAUUGUUAUAUAUAUUUAUAUAUAUAUAUAUAUAAAUCUACUCGAAGAGAAUUGAAAACGUUUUAUUUACAGUGUUGAGUCGAUUCCAAAGCGAUGCAACAACUUAUUCAAAUUUGUAGAUUGUAUAGCUCUAUCAAUUGUUAAACUUUGAUUGAAAUUUAAUUCUAUUAAAAGAAAAUUUUAAACUAAUUAAUGAAUAAAUUAAAAUCUGUUGAUUUGGACGGCUAAAAAAGAUGCGUGUUUAAAUUCUUGUUAGCUUUUUUAUUCCUAUUUUACGUUCAAUGUCUUUCAUGCCCACUUUGAAGCUUUUAGGAGUUUAUGAGCUCUCUUAUUUCUGCGCUGCUCGAUGCAUUAUUCAUUUUUAAUAUUUAACCAAAAGGCUUGUGUUUGGCAAAAGGACUCUCGUGAUAACAAAACAAAAAAAAUGGAAAAUUUGCAUUUUCAUUUUUCUUUCUAGAGCCUCUUGCGCCGGUCGUUAGAUUAGAUUAUGCAAAGAUGAUGCAGACUCGUAACAGCUUUGUAUCAAGUUCGUAAUCGACUGAUUAAUCUUAGUGAUUUCCGUGAUCCUUUCUCAGAAUUUCUUCGUUUUUUUUGUUGUUUUUUUUCUAUGUGUUCUAUUCGUUUCUAUUUAGAAUGUAAUUCAAAGUGCAACGCAAGCUUUAAACAGUAGAAAUUGCUUUUUCUGACUUUAAUAUUGUUCCGCGUUAGCAUUGACAGAAGGUUGAUUGUUGUGACUCAGCCCAAGAUUCACUCUCACGCUUGAGCUGAAGAAUUGAAGGAUCAAAAUAUUUGUAUAUAACACUCUUCUAUAUUGUAAAUAUUCACAAAAAUGCAAAUGAUUGUAUUGACGAAGCGAAUUUAACGUUUAUUGUAUCAGUCGAUAAGUUUCACCGGUCUGUCUUAUCCGCUAAAUAUUUAACGUUAGACUAUUGAACGAUUUAACCGGACGUAAUGUUGGGUGUAAAUGAGCCAAGAUGACUCUCUGCAAUUGGGAAACAAUUUUAAAAGUUGCAUUUUUAAAGUAAUUUUCGAGGUGAUUUUAAAUAAAAAGAUAGUGAAAAAUUGCAGGGAAAUUUAUUGAGGUUCUUGAGAAUAUCACAGCCUACGUAAAUUGUAUAAUAACUAUAUUAUUAAGUGUUCAUUAUAUAAACGUGAUGUCGAGAGAAAGUCUGUUGCUUCAACAGGAUACUCGAAUAGCUGUUACACUUUUACUCGUAUCUUUACAUUGUACGGGCUUUAUUUACAUACAUAUAUUUACUCGAAUCAUGUUUUAAUUGCGUUUUAGGGAGAGUAUCCAAUAUUUUUUUUUCGACAAGUUUACCAAGAUCUGUGUGCAAGUAAUUUGAAACGUUGUUCGACCACUUUUAAGGGAUCCCAUACUUUUAAAAUGAACUUUCAAUAUUCUUUACUUUUAUUUGCUGUCUUUUAUUAUUAUUUUUAUUAUUUGAAAAGUAUGAUACAUUCGAGAAUAGAGUUUCAGACUUGACGAAGAAUCUAACGAUAUUAAUAGGUGAAUGUUGGACCAAAAAUAUCGACUUGUGCAGUCCCUUUUUAAAAAGUUGGUCGAAAAUUCGCCAGGCCAAUAUUUAUUUCUGCGUUUUAAGCGAGUGGAGAAAAGUACUUACAAAUAUAAUAAUAAAUCGAAACUUGACGGAUUGCUCAAUAAUAGCUGAUUGGUACGUUAUUGAUUACUGUACUCGUAGCACUACAGACGUUCAUUCAGUAUUGAUUGUAACUUUUAACUCGAAUAUAUAAUCAACAAUCAGAUUUUUACCGUACUUUAAUGUUUGUCUGAUGAGAGACGCUAUUGCGAAAGAAAUUUUUUUUUUAAUUUAGAAAUGUCUGCAUUGUAAGAAAAAAAACUAUGGUAUUCUUUUCAUACAUGUAUUGUCCGAUGCAUUAGUUGUAUUUUUUCCAUACCCGGCUUGCAUUUUUUUUAAAUCGUAAAAUAUUUUAUUGAAAGAAUCUAUAUAAGUACUCUUAUUCUACAACUUCAAAAAUUUUUAUAAGUGUGUACUGGAACUAUUAUGAAUUAGACGCUUUUCUAGAAUUUUCCCUCUCCUGUUGCUUUUUUCUUCUUUUUAUGAAAAAUGUCUAAAUGUAUAAUUGCACUGAAUCUUAUUAAAAUCGCAAUAUUUAACUGUUUCACUGCUACAACUCCAAAAUGUUUCACAAGUGUGUACUGGAACUAUUAUGAAUUUGUCUAUAAUUUUGCCUCUCCCCUUGCUUUCUUCUUCUUUUUAUGAAAAUUGUCUUAAGAGCACUGAUUCUUAUUCAACUCGCAAUAUUUAACUGCUUCACUGCUGCAACUCCAAAAUAUUUCACAAGUGUGUGCUGGAACAUUGAUGAAUUCGUCUAGAUUUUUCCCUCUCCCAUUGCUUCCUUCUUCUUUUUAUGAAAAAUGUUUUAACAUCACUGAAUCUUAUUAAACUCGCAAUUUUUAACUGUUUUACUGCUACAACUCCAAAAUAUUUCACAAGCCGCUAGACGCCAUGAUUACACUAUACUCUGCUCCUUCUCCCCUAUUCACCAUGGUUACGGCACAUGCGCGCUUCACCCGGCUGCGCAUUAUGCAACCGCAUAUCAAAGUUCCAUACAUGACAAAUGAGCAACGGAAAAUGUCCGUACAUGUAUGGGAUAUUCAAAAGUAUGGGAAAAAUGCCAUACUUUCGUAUGGGAAAAUUACGAUUGUUUUUUACAGUGUGGUUUAUACACAAGUCUCGAGUCUGUUUGUGAAAUCAAGUCCAAGUGUGUUCAAAAAUAUCAGGAUGCAUGAGAUCCCUAGUCUAGUACCUUGUACAACUUGUAAAUCACAUUAGGAUUUUAAUUUAAAAGUUACGUAUACUUUUGUAUCCCGUCGGUUUGCAGCAAAUCCUCUGAAAUACUUGAUUGAAUUGUAAAUUGAAGAGUGAAAAAUCGGGAUGCUAAUUGUAAAUUUCAGAGGAUAGUGAAAACUUUGAGGUUUUUUUUGUGUGAAAAUUUUGCCUAUAAAUGGCGAAGCGACAAGUAAAUGCUGUACGGCGAUCGUCAAAAUAAAUUGCUGCAUGCAAUGACGUAAAGCAAGGUUGCAUUCGGACCUGAUCUUUUAUUUAUAUAAAUAUAUACACAUAUACAUGAUAAUUAUAUUGUAUAGUUGAGGGCAGUUUCAUCGACAAACUCCUGCUUAGUUUUUGAGUCAUUGUCUCUUCGAGAUUUAGGCGGAUUAAUGCAUUUUUAAAAGAGAACUGAGCCUAUUUAAUACCGACAAUUUAUAUUACGUGAUAAUAUAAAAUGUUCUUUGCUAGCCUGUACAAUAUGUAAAAUAUAAAUUUUGAAUUUUGCCAAUUUCAAAAUCAAUAAGCUGGCAUCGAAUAGAGUUGAUUUGUAAAAUUUGGACUGUGAACUGCUGUAUUCUUUCUAAUUAUUAUUAUUUUUUUCAAUGGUGUAUAACUGAAAUAUGAAUCUACGAGCUUUUACCAAUCAAUUGUUGAUUUAAUAUUUAUAGUCUACUAGCUCACGAUUGCGAAAAAGUCUAACGUUAAGUUUCUUGUUCCUUUUCUUUCUCUUUAUUGAUUAAAAAACUAUAUAACAAAUAUUGUAAACUGGUGUUCAAUGGCAAUUUAGGGUUUCAUCGUAUUACCUACCACUCUAUACUUUCUUUUUUGUUACCAUAUUAAAAAUAUAUUAUGUAAUUUUAUGUUUAUGUUUAUGUAUAGUCAAAAGCAAGGGUAGUGCAAAUAGAGAUUUUAUUAUAAUAAUUAUUAUUAUUUAUCGUUUAAUCAAACGCAAGUGGAUUAUUAGAUUUUGAUUGUGGGAUUGUGAACUGUUGCGGAAUAGUGAAACGAAAAUCAGUUUAUUGUAUGCCUACUAAAUGUAUAUGUAUAUCGUUGUACUAAUUGUGCGAAAAGAACAUUUUCACAGAUUAUAUGCAUAAUAGCACUCGAGAUUCAUUUCUUUCUACGAAAACUGUUCAUCAUUUCUCGCUCUUCUUUCUUUGAUUCUUUAGUCUUGUCAAUUCUGUACAAUUUUUCAAGAUAAAAUUUAAACUACACUGUAGCUAAGCAUACAAUUUCACAGAUACUAUACAAAUACAUUGUUAUUAUUGUUGCAUUAAUGCUAAUAACAUUUUACAACUACUUAUGUCACUAUACACACAGGUAUAAUCGAAUUAUCGAAUCAAUAAAUUGUUUUGCAAAUU